AUGACUAGCAAUAUUGAUGAGCAGCUGAAUAAUGCGCUAUUGGAGGGGAGGGGAGCCAACAUUCUUGAGUUGGUAAAGUUCAUUCAGAGAAUGAUGACACGGUGGUUCAGUGCGCGUAGGAAGAAGGCAGAGAAACACACUGGCACUGUCACGAUAGAGAUGGACAAAGAGAUGACAAAAAACAUAGCGACUGUUAAUGGAAGUUACAUAAAUUCUGUUAAUGAGUGGACUUGUCAAGUUUUGGGAAAGUUUGGGAGGUCUGACAAUGUAAUGCUAGCUGAGAGGAAGUGUAGUUGUAAGUAUUUUGACAAUAUCAAAAUACCUUGUGGACAUGCUAUUCUUGCAGCAAACGGUCUUGGAGUGUCAACGGAGACACUGUGCGGUCAUUGGUACAAGACAUCGGUGUGGAGGGAGACAUAUGCAGGUGUGAUCAAUCCGGAUGAAGACCCUAGGGAUGUGGACAUACCAGAGGAAGUAAGCCAGAUGGUUGUAUACCCUCCUAUAACCAAGAGGCAGCCUGGUCGUCGUUGGAAGGCACGCAAACCCUCAACUGGAGAGUUUAAGGUACCCAAGAAGAAAGUGAAUCAGAACAGAUGUGGGAGGUGUGGAGGAGUUGGACCCCUUUUUUGCCCCUAUGUUGAAUCUUUCGUGAUCUGA
This is a messenger RNA of Raphanus sativus (radish), 657 nucleotides long. RefSeq lists its product as uncharacterized. Lineage: Eukaryota; Viridiplantae; Streptophyta; Magnoliopsida; Brassicales; Brassicaceae. Bases 1 to 657 code for a protein of 218 amino acids. Gene Ontology annotation, molecular function: zinc ion binding. The record is from RefSeq and is a predicted model, not a curated record. The transcript has 2 exons.